AACUAAGACGUCGUGACGGGUUCCUAGCUUUACGACAGCAACAACUAUGGCGGCUGCCAGGGGUCGGUUUGAAAGCGAGAAGAGUAUCGAAGAGCGUAAAGAGCAGACCCGGAUUGCCAGGGCCGAGGUGUUGCGCCAGGCUAAAGCCAAUUUUGAAAAGGAAGAAAGGCGUAAAGAACUUAAACGACUUCGGGGUGAGGAUACAUGGAUGUUACCUGAUGUGAAUGAGCGGAUUGAACAAUUCUCACAGGAACACUCUGUGAAGAAAAAGAAGAAAAAAGACAAGCAUUCAAAAAAAGUGAAGAAAGAGAAGAAAAAAAAGAACAAGAAACAGAAGCAAGAAAAAAAUGAGUCAGCUGAUAGUUCAUCAAGUUCUGAAGAUGAGUGGAUUGAGGCUGUUCCAUCCCAGACUCCUGACAAGGAAAAGGCGUGGAAACUGAAAGAUGAAAAGUCAGAAAAAGAAGACAACCAAGUUACUCAGAGGGAUGAGUGGAUGACUGUUGAUUUUAUGUCUGUUAAAACUGUGUCAUCAUCAUCACUCAAAGCUGAAAAGGAAACUAUGAGGAAAAUAGAGCAAGAGAAAACUCAAGCACUGGAACAGGCCAGACUGCUGGAAAGAGAAUUGAAUCCAUACUGGAAGGAUGGUGGGACAGGUCUUCCACCAGAAGACUGUAAUGUGUCAUCAGUUACUAAAGUUUCAGUAAUAGAAGAUGGUGGAUUAAGCUGGCUAAGGAAGUCUUAUCAAAGAAUGAAGGAACAAGCUGAGAAACAAAAUAGAAAUUUUGAAGACAUUGUAGCUGAAAGAUAUGGGUCAAUGGAAAUAUUUCAGUCGAAAUUAGAAGAAGCUGAAAAAACAGCAUCCACAAAAGAAGAUUGUAGACAAGAACGCUGGAGGAAACCAACAUACUCAGAUAAAGCACAAAGUAGUCAAGAAAGUAGAAAAUCAGACUUGAUAAAAUAUAACAAAAGUUCAAGGGAUAGAUACAGUUCAACAGAUGUUGCAAACAAUAAAGAUAAGUUCAGUGGUGAUGAAAAAGAUAACAGCUCUGGGCCUUUAGAAAUAUAUAGAAGAGAUUCCAAUCCAAGGCAAAAUCAACAGUUUUCAUCGCUUGGAAAUUUGAGAUCUAAAUUCUUAAGACCCUCUGAUGAUGAACUGUCAUUUCAUCGCAAGUACAGAAAUUUUGAAUCAUCUAGUUCAUCUUCAGCACUGGUUGCUCAGGAUUCUGUGCAUUGUGGUUUUCAAAAAUCCACAGAGAACAGUGAAGAAAGUUUAUCAUCGUGGGGUCGAUCUGAUGAGCGAGAAGGAGAGAGGAAACAUUCAAAUCCGAAGCCGUUAGAAGCCAGUCGCAGUGUUGACUACCGACACGUUUCAGAAGACGCAAGAGAAGAAUCACAGGAUGAGAGCUUGAGAGAUGACUCUCCGAAAAAAGAACAUCUACAGGACACAAAGCCAUUUUCUGGAAGUAGCCCAGAGGAUGAAUCCAUCCACAUCUUGAGUGUUGAUGAGAAGAACAAGUUGGGAGCCAAGAUUAUCAAGGCAGAGAUGAUGGGAAAUAUGGAGUUAGCUGAACGACUUAAAGCCCGACUUGAAAAGGCAAAUAAAGUCAAAGAAACUAUAACACAGAUAUCAUCAAAAAAAUCUGGGGUUCAGAAUGAAGACCAGCAAGAAGUGAUUCUUGUCAGAACAGAUCAGUCUGGAAGAGUAUGGCCUGUGAACACACCAGGCAAACCUCUGGAAUCUAAAGGAGGAAGAAGGAAGAGACAGAUGGCUUCAACCUAUGAGGAAAAAGAAAGGGUUCGAUAUUUUCAUGAUGAUGAUAAUCUAAGCCUGAAUGAUUUAGUCAAGAACGAAAAGAUGGGAACAGCAGAAAAUCAAAACAAACUUUUUAUGAGAAUGGCAUCUAAGUUUAUGGGAAAAACAGAUGGAGACUAUUACACUCUGGAUGACAUGUUUGUCUCCAAAGCAGCUGAGGGAGAACGUUUUGGUGAAGAGGAAGAGAACCAGAGGAAAAAAGCUAUUGCUGAACACCGGAGACUUGCUGCACAAAUGGACAAAUGUCUGUAUUGUUUUGACAGCUCUCAAUUUCCCAAGCACCUUAUUGUUGCAAUAGGUGUUAAGGUUUAUUUAUGUUUACCCAACUUUCGAUCUCUUACCGAGGGGCACUGCCUGAUUGUGCCUUUGCAGCACCAUAGAGCAGCUACCUUAUUGGAUGAAGACAUCUGGGAGGAAAUUCAGGUGUUUAGAAAAUCAUUGGUAAAGAUGUUUGAAGAUAAAGGAUUGGACUGCAUCUUUUUAGAAACUAAUCUGAGCAUGAAGAAACAGUAUCAUAUGGUUUAUGAAUGCAUUCCGCUCCCGAAGGAAGUGGGUGAUAUGGCUCCCAUCUAUUUUAAGAAAGCCAUACUGGAAUCUGAUGAAGAGUGGUCUAUGAACAAGAAAUUGAUUGAUCUCUCUUCAAAAGAUAUCAGAAAGUCUGUACCCAAAGGCUUACCUUACUUCUCUGUGGAUUUUGGCCUCCAAGGAGGGUUUGCCCAUGUCAUUGAAGAUCAGCACAAAUUCCCUCAUUACUUUGGAAAGGAAAUCAUUGGUGGGAUGCUGGAUAUAGAACCAAGACUUUGGAGGAAAGGGAUCCGAGAAAGCUUUGAGGAUCAGAGGAAGAAAGCACUGCAGUUUGCUCAGUGGUGGAAACCAUUUGACUUUACCAGAACUAAAGAACAUUGAGUCAUACCUUUAAUUUUUUAUUUCCUCUUCAGAAUCCUUUUGAUUUCAUUUCCUUUGUAUCUAACUAAACAACUGACCCUCAGGUCAUAAGGAGAGAAAGUCCUGCUCUGGGCCUCAUCGGACUGUGUCGUUUCCUUCCCCACAUGCUCCUGUGGACUUCAGAGUAGUAACUGGGGGGUAAGACCAGAUAGAUACAUUGGGUGACCUGCUCAGGUUCCUGUUCUAUACCUGCGUCCUGGUAUUCUAAACUAUUCAGUGAAUGUAUAGAAAGACUUUUCUGAAGAUUACGUAGGAGGUAUAGCAGAUCAUUGGUUCAGAGGGAAGUAGGUCGGUUUCAAGGUUGUCUAUUGACUGACUUCUUCGGCAUUUUUUAAAUUAAGAAUUGUCAUAUUCAGUAAUAAUUGAAAUUUCUUUUCGUAACAUUUUACAAAAGAGCUCUUAAUUUUCUACCAGUAGCAUAUAUAUCACUGCUAUUCUUUUUAUUGAAGGAAAAAGAAUGUCCUAAAGGUAAUAAAGAGUUAA
Molecule: messenger RNA, 3241 nt
Organism: Hipposideros armiger (great roundleaf bat)
Lineage: Eukaryota; Metazoa; Chordata; Mammalia; Chiroptera; Hipposideridae
Gene: CWF19L2
Product: CWF19 like cell cycle control factor 2
Exons: 18
Coding region: 47-2719 (890 amino acids)
Biological process (GO): mRNA splicing, via spliceosome
Cellular component (GO): post-mRNA release spliceosomal complex
Source: RefSeq, a predicted model, not a curated record